Messenger RNA from Cannabis sativa, 1101 nucleotides. RefSeq names its product tetrapyrrole-binding protein, chloroplastic. Gene Ontology annotation, molecular function: tetrapyrrole binding. Bases 163 to 1017 code for a protein of 284 amino acids. Gene Ontology annotation, cellular component: chloroplast. Gene Ontology annotation, biological process: chloroplast-nucleus signaling pathway. The transcript has a single exon. NCBI's taxonomy places the organism in Eukaryota, Viridiplantae, Streptophyta, Magnoliopsida, Rosales, Cannabaceae. The record is from RefSeq and is a predicted model, not a curated record.
CACCCAGUGGUAACCAAUCAGAAUCCAGCAUUGUAUUUCAGCUGUUGAUUCCCCCUUCUUUACUUCCUAUCUUAUCUCUCUCACUCUCUUAAAUGUUAACUUAAGAGUAACAACAAACACCAUCUCCUCUCUUCACUCCUCUCUCUCUUCUCUUUUCUUCUCAUGGCAACGAAUACAGCUCUCCAUUACUCCAUACCACCCAACAACCACUCUCUUCUCAAGCACACCCCUCCUCCUCACCCUCCUUCAUCUCUUACCUUCCUCAAACCCACCACCACCACUAACACCACCACAACAGCACCACCUUCACUCUCUCUCUCCUCCACCUCAUCAUCAUCAUCGUCCUCCUCCACAAUUACAUUCUCCCUCUCCCCAAACACCACCGCAUCAACAACAACCACCACUGCAACCUCCACAUCCUCUCCCUCUUCCUCCUCCUUCGAUGACCUCCAGCGCUACCUCGCCGCGGCUGAUUUUCGGCAAGCAGACGAGGAGACACGGCGGCUUCUGAUCGUACUAGCAGGCGAAGCGGCUCAGAAGCGAGGGUAUGUGUUCUUCUCAGAGGUUCAGUUCAUAUCGAAAUCGGACAUGAAAACCAUAGACGAGCUUUGGAGAAGUCACAGCAACGAGAGAUUCGGGUACAGCGUGCAGAGGAAAAUUUUCAAGAAGGUGAACAGAGAUUUCACUCGAUUCUUCAUCAAACUCGGGUGGAUGAAGAAGCUUGACACGGAGGUGGUUCAGUACAAUUACAGAGCUUUUCCAGACGAAUUCAUUUGGGAACUGAAGGACGAUACUCCCGAGGGGCAUUUGCCAUUGACGAAUGCUCUGAGAGGUACUCAGUUGCUUAACAGUAUUCUCACUCAUCCGGCUUUCGUGGAGGAUGAUGAUGAAGAGAGUGAGGGAGAAGAAGAAGAAGAAAGCGGCGGAAGAGUGGGGGGUUUGUUGAAUGGAAUUGGGAAAUCCAAACCCUCUUCUGCUACUUCUAGUGCAGGUUUUAAACCAGAUUACAGCUUUUGAUUUUUAUAUUUAUACCACACAAAAUUGGUGAUUUGGUUCUGUAUUUAAGUAUAAUUAAUUACAUUGAUUAUUGUGCUUUUUCCA